This is a messenger RNA of Gymnogyps californianus (California condor), 6534 nucleotides long. It is a transcript of the gene ABCD2, whose product is annotated as ATP binding cassette subfamily D member 2. Gene Ontology annotation, molecular function: ATP binding; ABC-type transporter activity; ATP hydrolysis activity. Gene Ontology annotation, biological process: peroxisome organization; very long-chain fatty acid catabolic process; long-chain fatty acid import into peroxisome. The coding region runs from base 84 to 2303 and encodes 739 amino acids. Gene Ontology annotation, cellular component: peroxisomal membrane. Lineage: Eukaryota; Metazoa; Chordata; Aves; Accipitriformes; Cathartidae. The record is from RefSeq and is a predicted model, not a curated record. The transcript has 10 exons.
AGACCCGGCGGGGCCGACCUUCCCGCCGGGCAUGAGCCGCCCCCGCUAGGACCGGCGCGAAGCGGUGCCUGCGGCGGGGCAGGAUGACCCACAUGCUGCAUGCGGCGGCCCGGCGGGUGCAAUGGAGCAGGGCGAGCGCGGCGAAGAGGGCUGCCUGCCUGCUGGCUGCGGCGUACGGGCUCAAAAUCCUCUAUCCCGUCAUCCGCAGGCGCAUGAAGCGGGCGGGCUGCAAAGGCGGCUCGCAGGAUGCCGGCCGGGCUGAAGGGAGCCGGGAGGCGCCGCCGCACCGCACCGGCAGCCGGGGCAGAGCCUCCCCGGCCGUGAACGUGGAAUUUUUCAAGCAGCUGCUGGAACUUCGCAAGCUGUUCUUCCCAAAGCUGGUGAGCGCCGAGCUGGGCUUGCUCUGCCUCCACUCGGUCGCUCUGGUUUCCAGGACCUUCCUCUCCGUCUAUGUGGCCACCCUCGAUGGGAAGAUUGUGAAAAGCAUCGUGGAAAAAAAGCCCAGGAGCUUUGUCUUCAAAUUAAUCAAAUGGCUGAUGAUUGCAAUCCCGGCCACUUUCGUGAACAGCACCAUACGGUACCUGGAGUGCAAGCUGGCCCUCGCCUUCCGCACGCGCCUGGUGGAUCACGCCUAUGAGACCUACUUUGCCAACCAGACUUACUACAGAGUGAUCAGCAUGGACGGGCGGCUGGCCAACCCUGACCAGUCCCUCACCGAGGACAUCAUGAUGUUCUCACAGUCCGUGGCGCAUCUCUACUCCAACCUCACCAAGCCAAUCCUGGAUGUCGUGCUCACCUCCUACACCCUCAUCCGCACAGCACGGUCCCGGGGGGCUAACCCCAUCGGGCCCACGGUCCUGGCUGGGCUCGUCGUCUACGCUACGGCCCGCGUGCUCAAAGCCUGCUCGCCCAAGUUUGGCAAGCUGGUGGCUGAGGAGGCUCACAAGAAGGGCUAUCUGCGCUUCAUGCAUUCACGCAUCAUUGCCAACGUGGAAGAGAUCGCCUUUUACCGAGGGCACAAGGUAGAAAUGAAACAACUGCAAAAAAGCUACAAGGCUUUGGCAGAUCAAAUGAAUCUCAUUUUGUCCAAACGUUUAUGGUACAUCAUGAUAGAGCAGUUCCUGAUGAAGUACGUCUGGAGUAGCUGUGGUAUGAUUAUGGUUGCUGUGCCCAUCAUCACUGCAACGGGAUUUGCAGAUGGCGAAUUGGAAGAUGGCCAGAAACAGGCAAUGGUUAGUGAAAGAACAGAAGCUUUUACUACAUCACGGAACUUGCUGAUCUCAGGAGCAGAUGCUAUUGAAAGGAUUAUGUCUUCGUACAAAGAGGUUACUGAGCUAGCAGGCUACACCGCCCGUGUCUACAACAUGUUUUCAGUCUUUGAUGAGGUGAAGAGAGGCAUCUACAAAAGAACUGCUGUUAUUCAAGGGUCUGAAAACAACAGCAAGAAUGAAGAUAAAGCAGAAUUACACAUUGAUGGGCCCUUAGAAAUCAAAGGGAAAGUUAUUGAUGUUGAUCAUGGAAUUGUUUGUGAAAAUGUUCCUAUUAUUACUCCGAAUGGCGAUGUGGUGGUUUCCAGACUAAACUUCAAAGUCCAGGAGGGGAUGAAUCUUUUAAUCACUGGACCCAAUGGCUGUGGAAAGAGUUCACUCUUCAGAAUUUUAAGUGGUUUGUGGCCUGUGUAUGAAGGAGUUCUCUACAAACCCCCUCCGCAGCACAUGUUUUAUAUACCACAAAGGCCCUACAUGUCCAUUGGGACACUACGUGAUCAAGUCAUCUAUCCAGACUCAGUGGAUGACAUGCACGAGAAAGGCUACCAAGAUCAAGAUCUGGAGUGUAUCCUGCAUAUGGUUCAUCUGUACCACAUAGUUCAAAGAGAAGGAGGCUGGGAUGCCGUCAUGGAUUGGAAAGAUGUCUUAUCAGGAGGAGAAAAACAAAGGAUGGGCAUGGCUCGAAUGUUUUACCAUAAGCCGAAAUAUGCAUUGCUGGACGAAUGCACGAGUGCUGUAAGCAUUGAUGUUGAAGGAAAGAUAUUCCAAGCUGCAAAAGCUGCUGGGAUAUCCCUGCUUUCUAUAACACACAGACCUUCUCUUUGGAAGUACCACACUCACUUGCUGCAGUUUGAUGGACAAGGUGGCUGGCGUUUUGAGCAGUUGGACACCGCUAUCCGUUUAUCACUGAGUGAGGAAAAACAGAGACUGGAAUCCCAACUUGCAGGAAUUCCUAAAAUGCAGCAGAGACUGAAUGAACUGUGUAAAAUCUUGGGAGAAGACUCAGUGCUUAAAACAAUGGACAAAGAAGAAUAAAUAAUUUAUGUUUUAUGUUUUUAAAAGUAUUUUUUUAGUUAAAAGCAUUACAAAUUCAGCCAUUAUCCUUUGCAUGCAUUGUGAUAGAGGCUUAGAGCAUAGAGAAACACAGCCAGCAGAAAAUAAUGCUCUAAAUGCUAUGUAAGACUUUAGCGUUUUAGUGUUAAGGAAGACAGUGGUUGAACUGUGAAAAGAAAAUAAGCAAGUGCACAAAGUAUAAGAUUAGUCAUUGCAGCUUAUGUUAAUUCCUAGUGAAAGCCCGAUUCACUGCAAAGAACUACCAACGCACUUAGGUUUUGUAGGUGAAUUUUUGCCUGAAACUUGGCCUGCAGAAUGUGCUCUUGUACCAGGUCACUGUGCGUAUGAUAUGCCUGCUACGCAGAGCAAACCUGGCAUGAAACUCAGGCAUGGAGCACGGCAGAGGCAGCAUCUGGGUGAGUAUGCAGAUGCAUGCGAAAAUCUCAUUUGGGUAUAAGAAACAUUCUUUCAGCCCAUGUAAAACCAAACUCCUGUUCUACUACUGAAUCGCAUACACGCCUUUACCUGCAUUUCGAUAGGAAAUAGCGUAGUAGGCUGACCAGAAGACAACUGUCCGAGCAACCCACUGCCCUCGCGACAGAGAAGCAGGGAUAGAGCUAAAUAUGUAAUAUACUUGUGCUGUACUUUAUGCCAUUAUGUAUAGCUUCAGAGGCUCUUUGCUCUUCAUGAUAUGUCGGUUCCUUUGGGGGAUUAUUUAUGUCCCCUGUUUAGUAGCCUCUGGGGCAGGAUGGAGCACUGGGCCUGGCAUCAAGUGACUUAGUUUUUGCUUGACUAAGUCAUUCAUCUGCUCCAUGGGUCUGAUCCAGCCGGUGUCCAUCUCUGACCCAGUUCCUCCGUUGGUAAAAUCACAAUAUAGACGCUUGUUUGUUCGAUGAGACACUUUGUGACAUGAAGGACUGUAGGAGAGGAAAAUGUCAGUUUCUAACAAUACACUGAAUUCUCAGGCAUGGCUGUCCUGCCAAUUAAAAUGCUCAGCACUUACAAAGGUCUGUGAAAAGUUAGAGCAUUUUGUAACCACUAAUUAAUAUGCCUGCCAUAUUUUGGUAGAGUGGCUGAACACUGCCCUCCCCAUGGGUAAACACACCAGUUAACAGCUUUGCUUUCAGAUGCACUCACUGAUUGUCCCAUCUGCUUUUCAGUUCAGUAGGAACCUGGUCCCCGGUCAGUCAGAAGGUGCUUUAAACAGAAACCCCUAAGACAGUGCUGGCCUGAGUGCCUUGCCAGAGGCAAAAGCUGGUGAAUUAGAAAUAAAGGUGUGAAUGGAUUUAAGAGCUCCUGACCUGCUCUCUCUGAAUGCAAGUGCCUGGCAAAUGGGCAGCUUGGGAAUGAAGAUCAGGAGGGGUAAGAGGCUUUGCAGAUGGAUAAAUGAGCCUUAGCCGAGAUGUAGCAAGCCUGAAGUUUGUUGGUUCUUUUUUUUCCUAGAAGUGUGAUUCCUUAGAAGAUUUCUGUCUGGUGUGCUUAGUCUGAGAGGAGCAAUGCAUAAGCUGUUAAGAACUGGUAAGAGAGGAGAAAUAUUUUGGGGGUGUUUGCUGAGCUGGGAACGUUUGAGCACCCUGAAGUUAAUUUAAACUGUUUCCUUUUUCUGAUCGCUUCAAGAACAAGGGGACAGUGAAUUAACUCCAUCUGCCAAAUCCCAGUCCAGUGCACUAACCCAUCUUCCUUCUCACUGUGUGCUCGUCUUGCUGCUUGGUAUGGCACUUGCACCAGAAAAUGGAAUAAGUCUGCUCCCUGUCCUGUUCCUCCAGAGUCUGUGGCUUGAGUGUAACCCUGUAACUUGUCCUGGUGACAACAGUUUGUUCCUCUCAUUAGUUUUCUCUGUAGAGUCCCCUGGGACAUCUCACUGACACAGAAAGGAAUGCUCUUGGGAACCUUUGAAAGAGAUGAGAAAUUAAGGUUCAAGAUAAUAUGUUGUGUUGUAAAGUGCAGACUGGAGGUCACUGCUGUGGUGGAUGACAUGUGCAUGCAUUUUAAUUUGCAAGUGUCUCUGCUUGUCCCUCUCCCUGAAGGCUAGCUUUCCUCCUUCUCAUCUUCAAAGAAAAUUUCAGAACUGCUAAGGAAAAAAAGAAGUCAGCCAAGAAUCUGUUCUCGGUGAGCAUAAAUGAGAUGACUGAUGAUUUUAAAGGCUUGCACAUUUCUGAGUUAUGUUUCUUUAAGAUGGUGAUGAAUCAGGUAUGCAUCAUAUGCAUGCCCUUGUCCCAGCUGCAGCCAAAGCAGCCACAAAGCCACCUUUCCGCAAGCCUCUCCCAAGGCAGGAGCUGAGGUGGAGGAAGGGGUGUUAGUGUUCCCCACCCCUCCUUUAAGCACUUUACCAUGUGGCUGGGAGCUAAACCAGGGUUGUCCAGGCCCUGAAUGAGGAGGACACUGAAAAGUGCUGAACAAUUGGCCCAAUUCGGCACAGCUCCAGGUAUGGCCCUGCACGCUCCCAGCCUCCCACCAAAGCUCUGCCAUGGCGCUUGACUUGUUGGGAGCCAUUAUGGGCAAGUGCAGCGCCUGAAAUCUGCUGUACCACCUUGCAGAUAUCGAAGCUGGCCAUCCCUCAUGGCACAACAGAAACACAUCUUCUGAGGAAACCGCGUUUAGAAGAAAAAAGUUUGUUUGCUGUUUUUUUAAAUGAGAUUAUGCAUAAAACAUACAAAAGAUACGUACAUUACCGAUGAAAUUUUAAUGAAAACUGAAAUUGCACCAGGAUCAAUGUAAUAGUAUUUUCCUUGAAGUUUGAUAUAUAUUUCUUGGAUCCAGUAAUAGACUUAACCAUUCGCAUUCAGUAAUAUAGCGUAAAAUAUCCUAGCAUCUCACUCAGCUAUUGACAUUCUUGUAGGCAUGACAAGAACAUUAGAGGCUAGUAUGAGAAGAAACCCUUCUCUAAAUAGGAACUUUCUGAGUAAUACUGAGCCAGUUUUAGAAGGAUUUUCUGUACUGGUGGCUUAAUUAUUUUUAAAGUUAGUUUUGUGGCUGGAAGAGAAGCUGCCCUGGAGAUUUUCUCUGCAAACUUUCUGAGUUGUUCCAAGGGCUAAUUGAGACAGGAGUCUCUGGUUCUGUUUCUGGAGCGUUUCACCUCUGGUGUAAUACAGGGCAUAAGCCAGCUCACUUUGUGCUGCUUUGGACCCAGAUGGGAAAGCAAGAGCGGAGGUGCACACUCCCUGCUCAGGGAAUAGCUCAGGGAGACGGUGUUCUGGAGCCGAGGCACAGGGAGCACUGGGCCCUUGCAGUGCGAGAGGGUCAGAGCAGGGCAGGAUGCCUCGGUGGAAUCCUUUUUCGUGGUGCAGUGAGAGCUGCUCAUCAAUGUCCAUUCUUUUUCUGGCAUUCAGGAGCUGUGACUCCCCGGGAGGCCAAGGAAGUGACUAUUUGGCCUUCCUUCUGCUUGUCGUAUCUAGCUGGAGCUAGCCAGAUCCAGCUCGUUGUGUCAUGGCAUCUAUGCAUUCACGGCUGGAUACUGCAAAGUGCUCAAUGCACCUAGCCUCCUGUGGGCAUCCCCUCAGCCCCCAGGGCUCCGGGCAGACUGGACUUGCCUGGGUCUACAUCCUAGAGGAGUACAGGUGCUGAGCAAAAUUCAUACCAGUCUCAGGCAUGGAGUAACUGUACAAUAAAAAUAUGAAUUAUCCACAUCAGUUCAUUCAGAUUAUGCUGGGAUUUUUUGCAAGAAUCUUCAGAAUGGGAGGACACAUUUUUUUGUGCAUGGGAUUUCAGUAUUUUAACCUAGGAGGAGUUUGUUUUUCACUUAGUUUUGGGACCAGACUCAUUCCUGGUUUAGACUUGGAAGCCCUCCUUCUACAGGGGUAGAAAACCCUACAUAUCUUUUACAGGUGUUUUUUGAAACCAGGAGGAUUUUUAUUUGACUGAGGAAUGAAGGACUGGGUAUUCAAUGGGAUAUUUUAGGGAAAAUUGCAAUAAAAAUUAUAUCCUAAAGCAAAUGAACACAUCUACAGUCCCCUCAAUAUGGCUGAAUUAUGAUAAUGCAUGUCAAAGUCAAGUUUAUGAGCCUGUGAUCAGAGAUUUCAAUCAUAUAUAGAAUGAAAUCCCCCUACUGAGCUGUUCAUGAAGCUUAAGAGAACUGAACUGCUAAUCGAAUGUGUCUUUUGUUUUGUUUAUGUUUGAUAUUAAUGCCUUUUAAGAGCAGACAAUUUAUAAAGCAAUAAAUGAUGCUUUACAGUUGUAAUUUAUUCCAACCUCAAAUAAAACAUGUUGCAUUUAC